Molecule: messenger RNA, 17001 nt
Organism: Paramuricea clavata
Lineage: Eukaryota; Metazoa; Cnidaria; Anthozoa; Malacalcyonacea; Plexauridae
Source: the annotation of a GenBank genome assembly
AUGAAGUCUUUAUCAACACUCAUAGUUGCUGCAUUGAUCUGCUUUGUCGGUAUGUAUAUUACGAGCAUAUAGAAUGUAAAUAUAAUAGUUAUUGGGCAUGGAAUAUAAUUUGACAGUUCAGUGAACAUGUAUGGUAUAUUGUAUUAAUACUAUUCGAAAGUCUAUAGAAAACUGAAAACACUUCCUAAUGUCUUGGCUGAGUUGCAGAAGUUUCAAUUGUUUGAAGUAUAGCCAUAGAUCUUUAAACAUUUUUUACAAAUAUUCAGUCAAUAUAAAGUGCAUGCAUUUAAUACUCGGCGAAUAUAUAUUUCCAGUACCUAUUUUGACCAUCAACAAUGACAGCCAGUCUGCUGUGCUCCUUUUUUUCUUGAUAUAUAAGUACAUUAAUGUUGAAAUAGCUUGCAAAUUACUGAAUACAUAUUAGUCGAUAUACAGCUAGAUAGCCAGAUAUGGUCAGUUAUUGGUUUACAGUCCUAUAAUUGGUCGGUUAAUAUAUUAAAUUAUGAGUAUAUACAUAUUAACUUAAAGUACAUCUGUUUUAUUUUAUUGGCUAUAAGGCUAUUUCAAAUUCUGCAAUUGCAUUCAUGUGGAAAUCCUUGGUAUAUGAAGUGUUUCAUUAUGGUUCGAUGCACAUUAUAGACAUAAAUGGUGCAGAUUAAGGUUGUUAUUUAUAGAACAAACCUUGGACAAACAAACUGAAAUUGACUUUCAAAUGAAUGAAAAUGAACUAUAUUCAAUUAUUAAGCCUUUUGGGAAUUAUGGGAAUAUCCGGACAAACUACAGUCUUGUGACGUCAAUUGGAAUACAUGCUAUUGAUAGAACGAAAUUCAACUGAGAAUUAUGUUUAAAGUAUUUAAUAAACAUGUGGGCAUUAUAUAUAGUUCAGCUAGAGCAGCUUAAUUAAUGUGUUAGCAGCCAACACAUUCCCCUUAAACAAUAUUGUUGUAUGCUAGCUAUUACCUAGCUAUUAGCUGACAAAAUCUCAACAACAAUUAAUAUUAUACGCUAACCCAUUAAGCUGCAAUGUGCCCUAUCUGCUUUCACAUUUUUCAUGAUGUUCUUAUUUACCUAUGAGGAAGUUGACAUGCAUGUAGUAGUCGUCUUUCCAAAUUAGUUGAUCAAGCCUAAUAAUUCCUUUCGUCACACAUUGUGUAAAAUUAUGAUCUUUGCCCAAGGGUACAAAUUCCAGCUAGAUUUAUUGUCCAGUGUAUUGAGUAACUCAAGUGUAGGAGGAUUUGUAGGAGGUGGACAGGUGUGUGCAGCCGUGUUGGCCUUGGUCAACAAGGGUGCAAAAAAUUAAAUUUAUCUUACUUUUAAAAGUUUGAGGUAUUCAAAGAUUGUUAUUAGUCUAAUUAGCCUAACUGGUUAGGUUUUGGAAUUCAAGGUAUAGCACCACAACAGUAGUUCGAAUACUAAUAAGUUCAAUAUUAAUAAUUCAUUUUGUUUAAUACUUAAUUUGGUUGAUAAAGCAAAUUCUUAAUUUUCUGCAAUUAAUAAACGUCUAACAUGAUAAGUAUUUGAUAAUGAAAAUAAAAAUUAGAAAAGCAAUCAAAUAUUCAACUAUGACAAAAUUUUCAUUUUCUCUCUCAUACAAUCACAGUAUCAAGAUAAUUAGGAUUUAUGUUAUUAAUUAGUUAUUCCCUUGACAUAUAACUGUAAAUUGUAACCAUUAAGAAACUAUUAGGUGCACUUUCAUGAGAGUAUGCUGCUGACCAAUACCCCCCGCCCUCCCCUGCAAAAAACCCCUUGCUGAUUCUACCAUUUUGUAAUACAUUAAGUUGCAUUGCACCUCAAUAUGCCCUACUUUUAUUAUUUUACUCUGCCUAGCAGCAGACGAUUUUGUUUGUCAAAGAGAGAGCUUUGGUGUUCAAUGUGUUGCGACUUAAAACUGUAACAUAUAUAGAAAAUAUUUGCGUGCAAAUAGGAGUUUUAUGCCUUUUGUCUUAGACUUCGGGGAGAUAAGUCGGUUAUUACAAUUGCAUGAUAAGCCGUGGUGUAUUAUAUAUUAAACUGACAGAGAGAGGAAAUACCUAAGGUAUAUAUAUCUUGAACAGACUCAGUUAUAUAUAGAUAACGAUUACGAAAGGGUUAUAACACACCUCUAUGUUAAGUUCUAAGCAUUCCCAUACAGCUAAGAACGCUUUUCGUAUCAUGCCAUGAUGCCAAUACAUUCUGAAGACUAUCAUCUUUUAGGAAUGAAAUGGCGGGGGUUAUAUUAUUUUGAUCGCUGCAUGUCGAUGGGAUGCCCCAGUUCAUGCAAGACUUUUGAAAUAUAUAUUUAGUACAGCCGUUGAUCGAAUGGAUUGCUCAACAUAAAUUCAAUAUCGAUAAACUCCUUCAUCUUUUAGAUGAUUUUCUUUUAAUUGCCGCCACUCAUACCCAAUGCCGGAGUAAUUUGGAUAGAUUUCUAAAUGUAUGCGCCACACUCGGUAUUCCUGUUGCACCAGAGAAAACGUGCGGCCCUGCAACAACUCUUACAUUUGCUGGUAUUGAGUUAGACUCUAUAAAAUUGCAAGCGCGCCUGCCAACAGACAAACUUGCAAAAUGUGUCGACACUAUCGCGUCUUUUCUUAACCGCAAAAAGGUUACCCUAAAAGACCUUCAAUCUUUGAUCGGCUUGUUAAAUUUUGCUUGUUCCGUAAUUGUGGCAGGUCGCGCAUUUUUACGGCGUCUCAUUGACCUCACACAAGGCAUUCAGAACCCGCGACAUUUCUUUCGUUUACGAGUCAGGCGCUCUAAGGAGGAUUUGAAAAUUUGGCAAACAUUCUUAUCUUCUUUCAAUGGCAUUUCAUUUUUCCUGGACGAAACUUGGUGCAAUUCCAGUAAGCUUAAUUUGUUUACAGACGCUUCAGGGUCUAAUGGUUUCGCAGCCAUAUUUGGCACCGAAUGGUGUUAUGGUUACACCGUAAUAUCGCAUUUUUAGAGUUCUAUCCAAUUGUUCCGAGCCAGUCUGUGCUUAUGGGGGAACCAAAUGCGCAAUCAGUCUAUUUUACUAUUUACUGACAAUGAAGCUCUGGUUCAUGUCAUCAAAAAAAAAUCGUGUGUGGUUUGUUCGUCAAAUGGUUUUGGUUUGUUUACAAAACAACAUAAUGUUUAAGGCUAAGCAUGUUCCUGGUAUUUAUAACAAACUAUAGCCGAUUGUUUAUCUCGAUUUGGCAAAAUUUCCAAACAUCACUCGUACUAUUAAUCCCAAAUUGUACUCGCCAUCGCAUGAUUACCUAUACUAAUUAGAAUAGGUAAUAGCAUGGUUUCGAGUGCAAUUUGGAUAUAACAUGCACGAGUGAGUUUUUCAAAGACCUCAAAAUAGCACGAGUCCGAAGGACGAGUGCUAUUUGAUGUCUUUGAAAAACUCACGAGUGCAUGUUUAUCCAAAUUUCACGAGAAACCAUGCUAUUACUUAUUAAUAAUUUACAUAAAAAUUUUCGAGAUAAUUGUAGUUUUAACUUACGCGUUUAUAGCGAAUAUUCCACCGGCAAACUUUUCCUGGCUUUGUUAUAUCACAUUAUACAACGCUAACAGCUUGAAAAUUCCACUCAACUAUGUAAUUUUUGUUAGUCUUGUUUAAGGUAAAUGCUUUUCCAUUUAAAAAUAAAGAUAAAAGCCAUAUUUUCCACGCGAAGGUAUCUUUUACUUUAUGUAACGCGGCGCCAUGUUUGUUUUGUUUUGAAGCAAUCUGUGACGGUGUGACCGUUACUUCUUUAAACUAAAUUGCUUUAAACUGAUUGGUUGAUUUAAUCAUCACAAUGUUUUUCCACCAAUCAGAUCAGUUUGUUACAGAUUUUUGCACUGUGAUUACAGAAAAUUGCACUGUGAUUACAGAAAAUUGCACUGCUGUUGGGAUUAACUGCACUGAAAUCAACCAAUCACAGUCGAGUAAUAUCUUUAUGUAUAUUAUUAUUAUGUUAAUUGUACACAUGCAAUCAUUAUGCGUUAACCUGCAUGCUAUAAAUGGAGAUUAGGUGUAUACUCUAAGCUCAAAGUCCAGGGAUUAUUCAAACAUCAUAAGAUGACAAUUCUACCACUUAGUGGUUGUCCAGACUUUAUUAGUUCUUGAUUGUUACUUUAAAAUAACAUUAAACACAACCUCUGACCUGGAAAAUUGAUAUUGCAUAAACUAUUAGCUUAAUUAAUGUGUCACUGACAUCACUUCAAAAUUUCCUAAUAUAGCAUGUACAACAAAUUGUCAUACACCAGUCCACUUUGUGCAGAAUAUUUUUUGUGUGUUGGUGUUAUGUAUACUCAGGUGAAUAUGAUGUUUGGGUGUUACUCGAUCUGAGUGUAUAAAAAUAUCUUCGGAGGUGUUAUUUUACGCUCGUAGUGUAGAUUUACACCAAAUCGGUGUCCACACAGCUGCAAGCUAUUUACAUUCAAAGAGUCUAAAAAGAUCUUCGGAGCUGUUGUUUUACACUUGUAGUGUAGAUUUACACCAAAUCGGUGUCCAUACAGCUGAAGCUAUUUACACCAAAAGAGUUUAAAAAAUCUUCGGAGGUGCUAUUUUACACUCGUAGUGUAGAUUUACACCAAUUCGGUGUUCACACAGCUGCAUCUAUUUAACACUGAAAAGGUGUAUUUUAACACCAAAAUGAGUGUAAGUAAACACUAAAUCGCGGUGUCCACACAGCUGGAAGAAUUUACACCAAUUUCGGUAUCGGGAAAUCUGAAGAGUUUGCCUGACCACGGUGGGAAUCGAAUCUACCAACUGAGAUCUACCAACUGAGCUACGAGGUCAGAAUAGUCACAUUGAUAUCGAAGGGCCUAGACUCAGUUACGAAAUAUCACCAACUAGUCGAACCGACUUGACUUUGUGCAGAAUGUUUUUUAAUCAUUACUGUAUAUAACGAGGACACCAAAGGUAAUUUGUGCGCGUAAAAGAGUUUACUUAAUGUUUGUGCACAAAAAUUAUUUUGACACUUAAGGCUUGUGCACUAAGCUGCUACGUUUUAAGCUGCAUGCAAAUUAAGUGAACUGCGGAACAAACUAAAUUGUAUAAAAUAACAGCAUAUUCUGCGGGUGUUCAAUAUACGCUUGUGUGCGUGUUUAAUUUAUACGCGUUCGUCAAACAUUUGCGUUCUGUCUUGUUGAUAAAUGUUUCCGGAAAAUGUUUGUUUUCUAUAACAUUACCUGCAUGGCGCACUGUCGCAAUAUCACAAUCGUUGGAACUUGCCGUAAGCUGGUGACUAUUAUGUUAUCAUAAAACUAGCAUCGCUUUUUUGCAAAUUAGUAUUUGGAAUUCAUUUCACAAACCAUCUUUGCAUUGAGUGAAACCUCAUUUUCUGAACUUGGGUAAAAAUUACACAGUGGGGUAUUAUGCAAUACUGUUUAUUAGGUUUUCGCAAUUCUAAGACGGUGUAAUAGGAUCUUUUAGUUAUUGCUAAAAACAUGCACUUAUAGAACCAUUUUUGCAGCUAUAGAAAACUGAAAACACUUCCUAAUGUCUUGGCUGAGUUGCAUGAGAAGUUUCACUGAAUUGUUUGUAGCAAAUAAUUAUGUUACUUUAAACAUUGCUACACAUAUUCACUGUCAAUAUAAAGUUGCACUCAGUGCCUAUAAAUUUAUAGCACCGGCGUGCAGUACCUGUUUUGACCAUGAACAAUGACAAUCUGCUGUGCUCCCUGUUUUCCUGAUAACUGGCAAUUGCGUUUAACCUAUUAUUAACAUUUCGGCAUUAUGGGCACAGCAGCUUAAUGUACCAAUCGGUACACAGAGGGGUUAGUAGCCAACACAUUCCUCUUAAACAAUAUUGUUGUAUGCUAGCUAUUAGCUAGCUAUUAGCUGACAAUAUCUUAACAACAAUUAAUAUAACAGGCUAUAACCCAUUAGGCUGCAAUAUGCCCUGCUUUCACAUUUUUCAUGAUGUUCUUAUUUACAUAUGAGGAAGUUGACUUGCAUGUGACUGGAACUUUUAAAUUCUCAGUUAUAAGAAUUAGAGCAUUCAAAAACAAAGUUUUUAAUUUAACGAAAUAUAUAUUUAGACCGGUGGAUUCGGUUAAUUUGAAAUCUAAAGAAUUCCACAACUGAGGACCAAGAUAUUUAAUAUAACUGAAUUGACUGAUGUAUAUAUCUUUCCCAACAAUGAACAUUCAGCAAAAACUGCAAACUAAACUAGAAACUAAAAAUGCUCUUUACAUUUUUUGUUUCUUAGACCUAAUAAAGUGCUUAUUAUAGUAUAUACUGAUUACAUAGGUGAUUAUUGAAAAUUCUCCACGCUGAUUGGUAUUUAUUUUCAAGUACCCACGACUUACUUUUAACAGUUAAAAUAAGCAAAGCCAUUAUCAAAGCUAGUUUGGCUGCCAUAUUCAAAGUGCUCAUAAAUGCCCAACAAAGAUGCGAUGACGAAAAUAUCAUCACUUGAAAAAGUCAAUUUAUUCAUGUUUUAGCAAGAGAAAUAUAGACGAUAUGUCUUCGAAAAGCACAAAGAUCAUCUGUCUUCUAUACGAUUACAGUUGUGGUGGGAGUUGGUUUUUUUCGUCUAUGGGGAAUACACAUGCUGUGUAUUUGUGGGGAUGGAGUGCUCCCAAAGGUCACCCUCAACCCCAUAGACUCACACAAAUCAAUGUAUUAUACAGUGUAUUGUAAAGUAAACAAUGACCAUCACGGGGAUCUACUACCCCUUGGACAUUAAAGUAAACAAUGACCAUCACGGGAAUCUACUACCCCUUGGACAUUAAAGUAAACAAUGACCAUCACGGGGAUCUACUACCCCUUGGACAUUUAAGAUGCCCAUCUCGGGGAUCUACUACCCCUUGGGUAAAGUCCAACAUGGGGGAACCACAACCCCCUGAGGACAUAUAAUUAUAUCAUAAUCAUAUUGCUGUAAUAGUGAGUCUGUGGGGCGACACUUUGGCCACAGUUUUUUAAAGUAUAAUCGGAGCAUUUCUCCUCGACGACCCUUCUCCCACAACGUUGUGUGUCAUAGUUGUUUCUUAAUUGUCCUAGAAUAUUUGCUUAACGAAUUGGUGCAUUAAAGAAGCAAUAAAACAAGCACUAAAAGCUCAGGAUAAAUAAUAAUACCUGGGGUUUAGUACAAACUAAGUUUUGGGACUGUCAAAAUGUUUUAUAGUAUAUUUUUUUCGAGUUGAAGAGCGAGGUUUCCUUCGGCACGUCCAAACUUCGUCAUUUUUUCAAAAUACAAAAGCAAAACUCCUCACUUUUUGCUGCAGAGAGAUGUAAAACAGUCGGAACUAAUCGGAAAACCUGCAGGUUUGAAUCCUAAUUAUUGCAGUAUUCCCAUGGAAAAGUGUUUUUCUUGCAAAUUUUUCUUCAUAGGCUUCAAUUACGAAUCAUAGGCCUUCAUCAUAGGAGCACUGGAAGACUAAGUCAGGGGGGGAGUUGAAGCCGUGCAUGAAGCUUUUUUUGUAGGUAGACCCAGUCCUUUUUAAAUUUUUUUUUCAAAAUAUGCACAUUUUUUGAUCAGAAAAAUCUUGCCCCAAAAUAUUAGUUAUACUACCAAAUUUAAUUUAUAUCAGUAGUAUGAUAAAUGAAUUUAAUAUUCACAAAGCAAACAAAUCACGAAUUAGCAAAAAAAAUGCGAAAAACACGACCAUAAGCAUGAACGGUCUGAAAAACCGCGCGCGUUUUAGGCUGCUUUUUCUGAGUUUUGGGAAGUUUAAGAUAAAACUAAGACGUCAUACCUCAGGAAUUUUUUAUACCCAUGCAAAAUACAUCUGUAUGCGAAGUUUCAAGAAGGUUUAACGUUUUAAGGUCGAAAAAAAAGCAUUUGAAAAUUGACAAAAAUAUUGCCAUAUUCAAAGUGCUCGUAGUGGCCAACAAGAUGCCGAUGACGAAAAUAACAUCACUUGAAAAACGCCAAUUUAUUUAUGUUUAAGAGCGACUAAAACAAGGACUAAAAGCUCAGGAUCAAUAACAAUACCUGGGGUUUAGUACAACAUAAGUUUUGGGACUGUCUAAAUGUUUUAUAGUAUAUAUUUUUGGUUUGAACAACGAGAUUUCCUUUGGCACGUCCAAACUUUCGUCAUUUUUUCAAAAUACAAAAGCAAAAUUCCUUACUUUUUGCUGCAGAGAGAUGUAAAACAGUCGGAACUAAUCGGAAACUUGGUUUAAAUCCCAAUCAUUGUUGUAUUCCUAUGGAAAAAGUGUUUUUCUUGCAAAUUUUUGCUCGAAAACAAACUUUUGACAGAAUUUUUUUCACUCCUCGAAACUCUCCUUAGUCCUUUUGAAAGCUGAUUUUCCCGCGCGCCGGCUUCAACGAAUCAUAGACUUUCAUCAUAGGAGUUAGCCUUCCAGUUAUUAUUAGAGUUCACUGCAUAGGAGUUAGCCUUCCAGUUUAUUUAUAGUUCAAGGUCGCUUACUCGCUUAGACCGCAUUGUUACCAUAGGAACAUACAAUUUGCUUUUUUCGAACGAUUAUGCUUGAAUUAUAAAGAUUACGCAUGCGUUUCUACUUCCAAAAACUGAUCCCCAUUUCACAUAAACAGCAAAUAUUUUGCACAGUUGUAUAACACAAACACUACCGUACAAUAAAUUGACUCCAACAUUCCUUAGUCCCAUAAUGACGUAUUUCAUAUACCUUGGUGGUAAGGUCAUUGGGUACCAACAAAACGUAAAUACGCAAAUACGUACCUACGCGAUACAGUAAUACUGAGCUGAAAAGAAAAAGUUCUAGAAACUUUUUCAAACUCUAAACUCUUGUUCUUUGUGAGUGGUACACUCAUGUUACUGGUUAAAACAGUUUUUAAAAAAUGGAAGAUUUUCUGAUCUGGACAGGAAUUUCUGGAUGAUAAUUACUUGUUGAAAUACAAAGAGUAUCCGAUUGAAAUAAAACAAUAACUAAGGAGUUCGGAGUUUUUAAAAAUCUACACCUAGUAGCCGUUGCUAUGGCAUCAGUGACAUUCAAUAUGGCAGAUCGUUUUGGUUUUAAGUAAUUUAACUCGAAAAUAAAGUCGGUGACCCUUAUUUUUUGCGUGACAUAAUUUUUUAAAAAUCAUAUAUAGCAAUGAUUCAAAAUACUAAACGAAUUUUUUUUUCUGUGUUAGUGUUGUAUACUCAGGUGAAUAUGAUGUUUGUGAUCUUACUCGAACCGUCCUGACCGCGUAGCUCAGUUUGCAGAGCAUUGGGCUAGUAUUCCAAAGGUCGUAGGUUCGAUUCCCACCGUGGCCGGGCAUAUUUUUCAAGCUCGCCCGGUGUGGGUAUACACUCAGAGUAACAUCACAAACAUCAUAUUCACCUGAGGACACAACACCAACACAGAAAAAAAAUCAUGUUAGGGAGCGGUCAUUAUUUAUGGUGGGGGGUGGCACCGAAGAGAAAUGUUUUUAGUGCUAAAAAUUUUGCUGACCCAACCAUUAAAAAGUAAACUAUUUGAUUACCCAACCUCAAAUAUCAAUUAAAAAAGAAAUGCCCACCCCUGGUCAAAAACAUUACAAAAAGAUACCAUUCAGUUGUCACACAAGUCCCUUUCCACUUCUGUGACAUAGUUUGAUAACGGAUUGUGAAAUUUUCCGCAGUCUAAAGUGUCACGUUGUCUGCACAUGUACUUUCUUUGGAAGUUUUGGAGACACCAUUUGUCUCCGAACAAAUCUGGUUGAUUCACAUAUUGUAUUGACAUAUGACUGUUGACAUUGCUUUUUAGUCUCCAAUAUUUCAGUGAGUUAUGCUUUGGAUAUGACAAUAAAUUUUUAUUACCCAACCCUUGAGUUGUUUUGUUUUUCAUUUACCCAACCUUUUACUCACUCAAAAUUUUGUUUACCCAACCAUUUUCUCUUCGGUGCCACCCCCCACCGUAAAUAAUGACCGCUCCCUUACUAGAUUACAUUGGUAUCGAAAGAACUAGAUUCUGUUCCGAAAUAUCACUUACUCGAACCGUGCUGACCGCGUAGCUCAGUUGGCAGAGCAUUGGGCUAGUAUUCCAAAGGUUGUAGGUUCGAUUCCCACCGUGGCCGGGCAUAUUUUUUAAGCUCGCCCAGUGUGGAUAUACACUCAGAGUAACAUCACUAAACGAAUUAUUUUUAUGAAAUAAAAAAUGAGGCCAUGGCGGUAACCGACCCUAUUUUCAAAUUAUAUAAAUUUAAACCCAAUAUAUCGGCCAUAUUGAAUCAUCACUGUUGCCAUAGCAAAGGCAGUUGCGAUUCCUUUUUUUCGAAAAAAUCAAUCUGUAUAGUUAUUAUUUUUCUAAUUGGACUCAGGUCUUUGUCUUUUAACAUACCGGAAUUGUUGAAAAAUUGGGUCUAAAUCGGAGAUCUUCCAUUUUCUAGUAAACUGUAGGGAGCCACCUUAAUUCAUCCAACAUUUCCCAGUUCUUAUCUUAGAUAAACAGGGUGGACACAAUUUCGCUUUUUUCACCUGAUGUAAUACUAACUGUAAGGUUUGCAUUCCCAAACCAGUCCUCUUGCAUUGCACAUUAUCGCCACAAUAGCAUGAUCCUGCGAGGUUUACAGUAUAUGUUAUACAAAAUUUUAAAGAAAAUUUUAAAUUUUAUAUAAAAUUUUAAAGGGCAUUAAGAUGAGUAAAAAUUAAAUGCUCCAUUGCGCUAAAAGGCACAGGGUAAUAAGGAAUAUGGUUAUUUCAGUCUGUAUUCAAAUCUUAUUGGAUUACCUGUGAGGCAAACAGAAAUAAAUUAUACACUUUAGUGAAUUUAAUCUCAAAUUAUAACGAACUGUGCCAAUGUAGGUACUGUAUAGUGCCAAUGACAAGAAUGCUGCAGAUUGAUUGGGAUACAACUACCUGAAAAGUACAUGGAGAAAUUCGACGUUUCGAGCGAAGGCCCUUCGUCAGGAAGUUAUAGACUAUAAGGGCCUUUGCUGGAAUCGUCGAAGUUCCCCUUGUAUUUUUCAGGUAGUUGUAUCCCUAUCAAUCCACAUGCAGCUUUCUUUUAGUGAAUUUAGUCUUUACUGAAACAACGGCCAUGCAUUGAAUCAGCUUUUCAAACGUAAAAUUUAGCAAGUUAAUCGUAUUAAAUAAAGUUCUACUAAUAAAGUUGUACUAUUUCAUAUUCGAAAGUACUAGGUACAAUGAGGGGAACAUGCACAUGCAUAUUUUCUCGUCGGCAUUCUAUAGGGAUCUCUGAAAUUUGUCUAGAAGCAUUCGUUAGGUAACAGAAAUUUUUAUAUAUACUCAAUCAAAAUAUUAAUUUUUAUAUAUUUGGUAUUGGCCUGCACAUAUUUUUAAACUACUAUAAUUAUUAUAUAUAGUCUUGCGCAUAAUAAUAGCGUUUAUCCAGCGCAUUUUUUGAAAGCGAAAGCGAAAGCGGAAGCGUAAAUUAUAUCGGAAAUGUUGAGCUAAAUAUCUGGCUUGUUUUUAACCCCACUUAUUCAUGACAUAUUUGCACUUAAUUCAUGUAUUGUUCCUCAUAGAAGGGGCUAUUUUUGUAAGGGAUUUUAGCCUGCAUGAGAUUUAGUUUAUAUAUCGAAACUUUUUCUCUCGUUUUACUGCUAAAGCAACAUUUGAACGGAAACGAGAACGACUUCCUCACACUUGAUCAAAUCUCGUACUCGUAUAUAGUCGCUGCUAAAGUUCCCUAUAAAGGCUAUUGUUGCAUGAUGCAACAUGUUGGCCUCGUUUGAACACUAUGUUGGAUGAUGUUGGCUGAUGUUGGAUUGGAUUUGGCUUUAUUUAAAAUUUUCAUCCAACGUUUCAUGCAUGUGCAACAUUUGACGGUUACAGCUAUGCUUGAUUAUUGGGAUUUGAUGAUUACGCCUGAGCGUGAUCACUGCACACGCUCCCCAACUAUAUGUCCAACAUUGUUGGAUCAACAAGACGAUUAGAUGAUGUUGGCCUCGUUUGUACCUGCCUUUAAAUUAUUAUCGUAUGUGUAUUCAGGGUUCCCAACAGAAUUUGGAGUAUAGGUGGCAUUUUAAAAAUAGUAUGGCGGCUAUGUGGUGCCGAAGGUACCACUCGCUUGUGGGGCGGGAUCCGAUUCGUCUCCCUGUGAAGAUUCUGAAGUUCAGACACUCUAAAAGGCAUUUCAAGCCAUUUUGGUGAGUUAGGUUUUGGGGGUUUUGACAUUUUUAUCCAAUUAUUUGACGAGAAGACUUUUGUAUAAAAUUUAUGUUAGAAAAACAAGAAACCUUUCCCUUGACAGUUUUGCGGUUUGGAGGAAAUAUUAUAAUGCUAAAAUCACCAGUUGCCGAUUUUAACGACAUCAAUUUCCUUAUCGUUUUAGGUAUCCUGCUUGGACCGGCACAAUUCACAGGUACAGUUAGAUGCAUGAUUGUGUGGUUCAAACACCUCGUCUAUAGACGAAUUUUACCGGUUUUGGACUUGCUCUAAUUUAAAGGAGGCGGGGGGCUAGAGAGGCUGGGAAGAUCACUAUGCAUGUGAAAUGUGUAUAGGAACGCUAAAAUACAAUUCUCGAGUAAAUAAUCUCGUAUAGAUAUUCCUACUUUGCAUGGUCAGAAGAUAAUCCAUUGACGAGUGUUAUUUUUCUAGAUGGUGAAUCCGCAAAGACGUGUUGUCAGAAGAAAAAUGUUCCACCCGAAUGUAAUUUUCUUUGCGAGUCUAACCAUGGGAGUAUUGGAUUUGUUACAAAAUGGAAGUGUAGAGCCAAAUACUAUGCUACUAUCAAAACGUGUGAAGUAGAAGAUGCUAUUGGUAAAAUGACCAUACAAGUUAUAUUAAGCUCGUUUUCCUUAUUAAUAGCUAUACGGAAAAAAACUAUGGACCUCCGGAGAGAAAAAGAUAAAUACUUUACCAUUUUCGAGACACUAUUACACCGUUUUCAAAAUUACGCGUCUGAAUAAUAUUUUGAGUUGACAAGCCGGUUUCAUAUCAUGCACAUGCAGAAACUAUUAAUUGUUUUCAGAUGGGAAAACAACCUAUGAAGGCAUGCUAAAUUUUGACCAAGAUUUAAAAGAAAAUAACUGUGAGAGCAUGUUGUAUUCCGGUUUUGAAGAAAAUCGUAAUAAUCAAGAUAGCAUGCAAAAUUCUUCAACCAGAAUAAAUUAUGAAUGCAUUCAAAAAGAAAUACAAAGUGUUAAGGGAUUUAAAAUAGCUCAUUUAAACAUUAGAAGCCUUAUUAAACACAUUGAUGAAUUCCGAAUAUUUUUAAGAAAAAAACAAUUUGAUAUAAUUUGCUUAAACGAGACAAUGUUGGAUGAGACUAUAGCUGACAAUGAAGUUUUGAUUGACGGUUAUGAAAUUAUACGCAAAGACAGAAAUAGACAUGGAGGAGGGGUAUUACUUUACAUACGGAACACAAUUAACUAUAAACUAAGAAAUGAGUUAAUGAUAGAAAGCCUUGAGAUGGUCACAGUAGAAGUCAUGAAACCUAAAGCAAAAUCCUUUCUCGUUAAUGCCUGGUAUAGACCACCUAGUUCAAAAGCUGAGCUUUUUGACGAUUAUGAGAACGUUUUAGAAAAAAUAGAUGCAGAAAAUGUAGAAGUGAUUUGCAUAGGUGAUUUUAAUUGUGACUGGUCUAAACAAGGCAUGCAAUCACAUACAGAUAAAUUAAAAGAUAUGAUGGAAUUAUAUCAAUUUGAGCAACUUAUCAAAGAACCAACACGAGUAACUGAAAACACUAGUACACUUAUCGAUUUAGCGUUUACAAAUAAAGCUGAAAUUAUUGUUCGAUCGGAGGUACACCAUAUAGGAAUUAGUGAUCAUAGUUCGAUCCCUCGUGGUGAGCCAAAAGUUGUUAAUACUAGACAAUACAAAGGCUACAAUAAAGACAAUUUUAUUGCAGAUUUAUCACAAAUAUUUCAUAUAGAUUUUGAUCAACAGUCUGAUGACAUUAAUUAUAUAUAUAUGGAUUGGAAAAACAAGUUUUUAUUUGUAGCUGAUAUGCAUGCUCCACCAAUCACUCGGAGGAUACGAAGUGAAUAUACACCUUGGCUAACGAAAGAUAUUAUGAAAAAAAUUAGGAACAGAGAUUAUCUAAAAAAAAAAGCAGUUAAGACUGGGUCUCUAAAUAUGCACCAAGCAUACAAAAAAGCUAGGAACGAGGUAACUAAAAAUAUUAAACAGGCCAAAGCCAAACACUUCAUACACUGUUUUGAAACAACCACCAAAAACCCACAAGAGUGUGGAAAACUAUUAAUAAAUGGAUUAACAAGAAAUCAAAAACAACAACUAUUUCCGAAAUUAAAACUGAAAAUGGAAGUGUUACCGAUGCUAAAGAAAUUACAAAUGUCUUAAAUGACUAUUUUUGCAACAUAGGUUCAAAUCUGGCAGAAAACUUAGAAAGGACACCAAUUCAACCAUCUAGUUAUAUUGAUCAGAGUGAAACUGAAUUUAAGCUGCACUCUGUAACUGAAAAUGAAGUUUAUAAAUAUCUUUCCAAUGUUAAACCAACUAAAUCGACUGGUUAUGACCAAAUACCACCAAAAUUAAUUAAAGAUGCGGCUGGAGUAAUCAGUAGAUCACUAACAAAAAUUUUUAACGAAUCUAUUGUAUCUGGAAUUUUUCCUGAUGAUCUAAAAAUAGCGGUGCUCUCGCCAAUCUUUAAGAAAGAUGAUAGGUCCUGUUGUGGUAACUAUAGACCAAUUUCAGUACUAUCAGUUAUAGCGAAAGUUUUGGAGAAAAUUUCAUUUGAUCAAUUGUGUAGUUAUCUUCAUGGUAACAGCAUAAUUGCAAAUCAGCAAUCAGGCUUUAGGAAAAAUCAUUCAACCGAAACGUCCUUACUUACAGUUACAAAUAGAUGGUAUUGCAAUAUGGACAAUGGACUUCUGAACGGCGUUUUAUUUCUGGAUUUAAAAAAGGCAUUUGAUUGUGUAGAUCAUCAAAUCUUACUAAACAAAUUAGCAAUGUAUGGAAUUCGUGGUAUAACAUUAAAUUGGUUUAAGUCGUAUCUCUCCAAUAGAAAGCAAACUUGCAAAGCUAACAACAUAUUUUCAGAAAUGAAACCAAUUAAAACUGGUGUGCCGCAAGGCUCCAAUUUAGGACCCCUGCUAUUUAUUAUCUAUGUCAACGACUUACCUAAUUGUCUAGACAUGCAGUGCUAGUGCAAGCAUGUUUGCCGAUGAUACAAAUAUAACAGCAACCGGUCAGACAGUACAACAACUCCAAAGUAAUUUGAAUAACAAUUUAGAAAAAGUACACCACUGGCUUCUCGCAAAUAAAUUAACUCUUAGUUACAAUAAAACAGAGUACAUGAUUAUUGGUUCAAGACAAAAAAUACUAAACAUUCAAGAAGAACCAAUAAUAAGCAUAGGUAAUGAACCUGUAAAGAAAAUUAAUAAAUGCAAAACACUUGGAGUUAUAAUCGAUGACAAAUUAAUGUGGAAAGACCAUAUAAAUGAAAUCAAUGCUAAAGUUUCGAAAGGUUUAGGAAUAAUGAGAAGGAUCAAAUCGCUUGUAACCCAAUCUGUCUUGCAAACUAUAUACAACAGCUUAAUACUCCCAUAUUUCGAUUACUGUAGCAUGGUAUGGGAUAAUGCAGCUAACUAUAACAUACAGAAACUACAAAAAAUGCAAAAUAGAGCGGCUAGAAUUUUAACAGGGAGCGGUUACGAUGCUCCUUCAAAGGAGUUACUGCGCCAACUCAACUGGGAAACGUUGGAAGAGCGCAGACGUAACAAAAAAGCAUUAUUAAUGUACAAGGUCAAAAAUGGGAUCGCACCUGAUUCAAUAGGAAAUUUGUUUAAUAUUUGUGAUAAUCAAAAUUACUCUUUAAGAAGCAAUUUAAACAACUUUACGUUAGAUAAGCCAAAUACAAAUUUCUUGAAAAAAAGCAUUAGUUACUCUGGUGCAAAAUGUUGGAAUGAUCUCACAAAUGAUCUUAAGAGUAAGUCAAUGGGCAUAAAGAGGUUUAGAGCUAUUGUUGGGGGCGCAGAUUAGUUUCCAUAUGAUAUUUUGAAAUCAUUAAAAUAUUCUUGUAAAUAGUUAUUAUAGUAAUUAAUAGUAGUUUGUAGUUUAAGUUUCUUUUGUAUGUAUAUAUAUAUAUAUAUAUAUAUAUAUGUAUAUGUAUAUAUAUGUGUAUAUAUAUAUAUAUAUGUAUAUAUAUGUAUAUAUAUAUGUAUGUGUAAGUGUAUGUGUAUGUAUAUAUGUAUAUACGUGUGAACGCCCCCUUGUGUGAACGGCCCCUUGGAAAACAGUUUUUAACUAUAACUGAUAGGGCUACCGUUGUUAAAUAUUUUUAAAUAAUAAUAAUAAUAAUAAUAAUAUAAACAAAAUAGCUACAUUUGGAAUAACAUAUAUAGUUAUACAGCAGUUGUUUUUUUUUCUUCAAAGUCAAUUACCGAACAAAGCCUACAAAUUCGACACAAAUUAUACGUGAUGACUUAUCGCAUUGGCAGACUUUGUUCGGUUAUUGAAUUAUACUAACCGCGCCUAAACGUCAAAAACAACUAUUGUUAUCAACCCUUUUGUGUGAGGUGGUCCGCGUAUCAUCGAUAUCAAGCAACAAUAACAGCAAUCUAUAGAGUACGUGAAUGACUUUGAAAGUUUGAGAAAGUGUAAUUUAACUGUGUGUGAAACAUAUAGACAUUAUAUAUUUGGCCAAUCCUUCAUACAAAUGCUACAGACCUAACACAUACACAACCAAAUACAGAACUAAACUUAUAGCUAAAUAUUCUGAAGUCUUUUUAUUUUUAUUUGGAAUCAUGCACAUGUAGUAUAUACAAAUCCCUUAUUUUUGUUGCAAAGACUUUUUGCAAAGCCAUAGCCCAUAGGCAUCCGUACCUUUCAAAGUUUCUACAUGCAGGAUUCUUGAAUUCUUCUAAAAUAUAUUCAGUAGUUUACAAGAUUUAGGUCCCGUUUUCGUCGCUUACCUACUGUUCCUACGUUCUUUGUUUUUAGACUAUGUUAAGAUGUUUGGGCAGAAGUUGACUGAAUCGUAAGUUAUCUGUCGUAUUUAAAAAUUUUUCGUGUAAUGUGACAUUUAAUUAAAAACUCUAUAUGCAUGUAUGGGUAAUUCAUGAUUAUAUAUAUAUAUAUAUAUAUAUAUAUAUAUAUAAUCUUCAACAACAACUUGAUUCUUUGUAGAGUUGCAAAGGGAUUUGAAAAUUUGCGUGACACCAUAAAAAACAAAUUGAAAGUUGCUACGGAUUUUGCCAAAUUGACUGUGAACGAAUUAAAAGAAAUUCCGCAAGAUGUCCUUGGUUCUUUACAG